This is a messenger RNA of Humulus lupulus (European hop), 295 nucleotides long. RefSeq names its product cold-regulated protein 2-like. The record is from RefSeq and is a predicted model, not a curated record. The coding region runs from base 59 to 295 and encodes 78 amino acids. The transcript is spliced from 3 exons. Lineage: Eukaryota; Viridiplantae; Streptophyta; Magnoliopsida; Rosales; Cannabaceae.
AGUUGCCAGAGUAGAAAACACAUUGACGGAUGAGGAGAGUCAGAGGAACAAAUUGGGUAUGGAUGUGAUAUUUGUUCAUGUGACUUAUCCUUUAGCAAAAAAGAUAGUUUCUUUCUAUAGAAGUAAUAUUGAUCAUCCGAACUUGAUCAGUACUCAAGUCAAACAAGACAUUGAUCCAGAAUCCAGUGGUGGGAUGAAUGGUUACAUUUUUGUUUCUAAUAGACCAGUGCAGCCUGCGCAAAUAGAUUCACCAAUUAGUGGCAUGGAUAUGAUUGCUGAUAAUAAAAUCUUGUAA